AGAGAGGUAUGGGGAGGGGAAAGAUUGAGAUUAAGAGGAUUGAUAACAUAAGUAGCAGGCAAGUGACUUUCUCGAAAAGAAAGACUGGAUUGUUGAAGAAAGCGAAGGAGUUGGCGAUCCUUUGCGAUGCCGAAGUUGCGCUCCUCAUCUUCUCUAGUACUGGGAAGCUCCAUGAAUAUGCUAGCUCAAGCAUGGACACCGUAGUUGAACGAUAUGACAAAGUGAUCAACGAGGGACAUGAUCAACUGCUGGAUCCUACUUCAAAAGUUAAGUUUUGGCAACAAGAAGCAGCUCGGUUGAGGCAACAACUACUAUACUUGCAGCAAAGCCACAGGCAGCUAUUAGGAGAAGAACUUGCUAGCUUGAAUGCAGAAGAUCUGCAAAAGCUGGAAACCCAACUGGAAAUUACUCUAAAAAAGGUUCGGAUGAAUAAGGAACAAGUUUUGACGGAUGAAAUUAAAGAAUUGAACCAGAAGCGGAGUCUUAUUGAUCAAGAAAAUAAAAAACUGCAUGAGAAAAUAACCCUCCUGCACCAAGAGACCGCAGAAUUGCAGAAGAAGAUUUAUGCAUUGCGGAGCAUGGAUGAAUCAAAUAAGAAUUCCUCCCCUUAUUCCUUCAGCAUUGAUGAGGCACCCAUCAGUCUCCAGCUAAGCCAGCCACAACCCCAGGAGAAUGACAUAUCAGCUCAAGCCAUGAAACUAAGGUUAUAA
Cynara cardunculus var. scolymus (artichoke) is the source of this 710-nucleotide messenger RNA. Its product is annotated as MADS-box transcription factor 23-like. Gene Ontology annotation, molecular function: protein dimerization activity; RNA polymerase II cis-regulatory region sequence-specific DNA binding; DNA-binding transcription factor activity, RNA polymerase II-specific. NCBI's taxonomy places the organism in Eukaryota, Viridiplantae, Streptophyta, Magnoliopsida, Asterales, Asteraceae. Gene Ontology annotation, biological process: positive regulation of transcription by RNA polymerase II. The transcript has 8 exons. Gene Ontology annotation, cellular component: nucleus. The coding region runs from base 9 to 710 and encodes 233 amino acids. The record is from RefSeq and is a predicted model, not a curated record.